GUUUCUUUGGAAUGCUGAGAAGUUUGACUUUGUCAUCCAUCUUUAAUCUCCAUUUCACUUAUCAUGAUGAUGAUGAUGAUGAUGAUGAUGAUGAUGGUUUCUUAGCUGUCACAAAUAGUCUGCAGGAUAUCAAGUCCACCAUCUGAACAGUGUUUUUGUGUGUGGGAUUAAGAACCAGUGGCACCAUCUUUCCAGCACCACCGGUUGCCUUAUUAGACCCCUUUUAGUUGAAUGUUUAGUUACUAGACGACCCCUAAGAAAGCACUCGUUCAAGCUGAUGUGAAGACUGCAUGAAAGAGGAAUAAAAUCCUUCUUUGUGGCAGGAGUCAAAGGAAGUCUCAGAGGAAAAUAUGCUGGAGCAGAUGAACACAGAUGGCGUGCGAGGAAAAGUAGAGCCUUGCAGGUGGCACUCGGACCAGGAUCCUGGUGAAAAGAGCAGAAAGACUGACUACAUGAUAGAAAAACUGGAGAUGCAAUCCAUGGUGAUGAAGGAGCAAAAUAAGGAACUGACCGCAGAAGUUCAGAUCCUCCAGGAGCAAAAAGAGAAGGACCAGAUACGCUUGAAUAGGUUCAGUCUUGCUCUUCAAAAUCUUGAGUAUGGAAUAGAAGCAGCUCAGAUAGGACUGCAGCAAAGGGAUGAGGUUAUUCAACAGAACAAGCUGCAGUUAAAGCAAGCAGAGGAAACAGUAGAGGAGUACGCUAAUAUCAUCAAGGAUCUUCGGCUGACCAACCAGGAGCUGAAGAGUCAGUUGGAGGACAGAGAGGAUGAGGCUUCACUCGACACACUUAACGACUUGUUGGGCGACAAGGAGGCGUCACAUGUCCCCGCCAUGUCUCUGGCAGAGGAGAUUAGGCUUCUGGCCUCCACAGCGGGCAUGAAAAGCAUGUUGGUACCCUCCAAGGAUUCAAGUCAUGAGGACAGUGAGCCCGAGGAAGCCAGCAGUCUUCUAGUCAAGCCUCCAACCAGCAAGUGUACGCAGGCCAAGACGUCCAGCAGCCACAAAGUGGUAGUGCUCUGCAUGCUGCUGCUCGUGGCCAUCUUGCUCAGCCUGGCUGCAGGGAGCCAUGCAGACUUUGUCUCCAUCAGCGAGCUGUGGAGGCGCUUAUGUCUGACAUUAGAGCCUUACUUUAAUGUGCACUAUGGAGCCUUGCCUCCUGUCUGACCCAAGCACUUGUCUAUGUAUGUCAAGUCCACUUCCUAUCACACUUCAUUGUAUUGUGUGGGGAAAAAUACAUUUUGUUUGUGGCAUUUGUUUUUGUUUGUUUUAACACCUCAUCCUCAAGGUAAGAUGCUUUCCAAUUGCAAGCUUCCACAGUCUGCUGGGACACCUUGUCGUCUUGUGGAAUGCAACUGUGUCUCCUCCUCCCCGCCCUGCAGCGACCCCGAAAGGGACAAGUGGUAGAAAAUGGCUAGAUCAGGUGUCGGGAACCUUUUUGGCUGAGAAAUGAAGGCCACAUUUUUAGGGCCCGCAUGGCCCAUUGCAUAAGGACUCCCUGUGGGAGUCCUUAUGCAAUGGGACAUAAGGACCUAUUGAAUUUGUAAGGUUUUAUUCUUUAUUCUUUAUUCUUCCGCCGCCACAUUAAACUGUAAUUUGACCCACUUAACAUGCUUCAAAACUCACCAUAUUUGACCCACACAUCAGGACCUGCGAAAAUUGCCUUUUUAAAAAAAAACCGAACCACAAAACUCAAAAUUGCGCUCUAGCGCCCCCUAGG
Molecule: messenger RNA, 1716 nt
Organism: Nerophis lumbriciformis (worm pipefish)
Lineage: Eukaryota; Metazoa; Chordata; Actinopteri; Syngnathiformes; Syngnathidae
Source: RefSeq, a predicted model, not a curated record